UUAUUUAUGGCUGCGCCGCUCGGCCUGUGGGAUCUUAGUUCCCCAACCAGGGAUCGAAAUGGGGCCCAAGCCAGUGAAAGCGCUGAAUCCUAACCACUGGAACACUAGGGAAUUCCCAAAUCCUUCCCUUUCAAAACACAGUAACUAUUGGUACACUUUUGAGGAAGUAAGUAGCCCAGAUAAGGAGGCUCUUAAUGAAAAUGGGAUUUUUAUUUAUUUUUUAACUUUUGGGCCACGCAGUUCCCCGACCAGGUAUUGAACGUGGAACCCCAUCAGUGGAAGCGUGGAGUCCUAACCACUGGACCGCCAGGGAGUUCCCUGAAAGUGGGCUUUCUAGAUAGAGGACAACAUGAGUGUGCCCAUGUGUCUAUUUGUGUUUAUCAUUCCCUACGUUGAGAUUUGGUUCAGCAGCUCUGGACGUUCCUAUCUCUGGCCAGUACCGCGCCUGUUUCUGCAGACACUCAUUUUGGAGAACACUGACCACGUGGUCUGGGUCAGGCCUUACCCCUUCUCCCUCUAAGCCAUGGUUGCCCUCGAGUGGCUGUUCCUAGCCUGCAUUUAUUGAGCACACAAGAUGGUUUAAUGCCACAGCCCUACAUAGUGUAUGUGCUAUUUCUGUAAUUCCUUUUCUUUGAAACAUUCUUAGUCUAUGAAGACUUCAAAAACUCAUGGGUGGGCUCGUUCUCUGUCUAGCUGUGGCCGGCUGAGGCGGUGCGGCGGCAUGGGGACGGUAGCCUUGCCCCGCUACUGCAGCACUAGGGUGUCAGUUGGUCCCGCCCAGAACACUUCAGUUCUGCCCUGCAAGGAUAGAUAUAUUUGAUAACUGACUGGUGUGUCCCUUUAAUAUAAGAAAAUGGAAACUGAACAGCCAGAGGAAACCUUUCCCAACACCGAAACCAAUGGCGAAUUUGGUAAGUGCCCUGCUGAAGAUAUGGAAGAGGAACAAACUUUUAAAAGAUGUAGAAACACUGAUGAGAUGGUUGAAUUACGCAUUCUGCUUCAGAGCAAGAAUGCUAGGGCAGUGAUUGGAAAAGGAGGCAAGAAUAUCAAGGCUCUCCGUACAGACUACAAUGCCAGUGUUUUAUUCCCAGACAGCAGUGGCCCCGAGCGCAUAUUGAGUAUCAGUGCUGAUACUGAAACAAUUGGAGAAAUUCUGAAGAAAAUCAUCCCUACCUUGGAAGAGGGCCUGCAGUUGCCAUCACCCACUGCAACCAGCCAGCUCCCGCUAGAAUCUGAUGCUGUGGAAUGCUUAAAUUACCAACACUCUAAAGGAUGCGACUUUGACUUCGAGUUGAGACUGUUGAUUCAUCAGAGUCUGGCUGGAGGAAUUAUUGGGGUCAAAGGUGCUAAAAUCAAAGAACUUCGGAACACUCAGACAACAAUCAAGCUUUUCCAGGAACGUUGUCCUCAAUCCACUGACAGAGUUGUUCUUAUUGGAGGAAAACCUGAUAGGGUUGUAGAGUGCAUAAAGAUCAUCCUUGAUCUUAUAUCAGAGUCUCCUAUCAAAGGACGUGCUCAGCCUUAUGAUCCCAAUUUUUACGAUGAAACCUAUGAUUAUGGUGGUUUUACAAUGAUGUUUGAUGACCGCCGUGGACGUUCCGUGGGAUUUCCCAUGCCAGGAAGAGGUGGUUUUGACAGAAUGCCUCCUGGUCGGGGUGGGCGUCCCAUGCCUCCAUCCAGAAGAGAUUAUGAUGAUAGGAGCCCUCGUCGAGGACCUCCUCCACCUCCUCCUGGACGAGGGGGCCGGGGUGGUGGCAGAGCUUGGAAUCUUCCUCUUCCUCCACCACCACCCAGAGGAGGAGAUCUAAUGGCCUAUGACAGAAGAGGAAGACCUGGAGACCGUUAUGAUGGCAUGGUUGGUUUCAGUGCUGAUGAAACCGGGGACUCUGCAGUAGAUACAUGGAGCCCAUCAGAGUGGCAGAUGGCUUAUGAACCACAGGGUCGCUCUGGAUAUGAUUAUUCCUAUGCAGGGGGUCAUGGCUCAUACGGUGACCUUGGUGGAUCUAUUGUUACUACACAAGUAACUAUUCCCGAAGAUCUGGCUGGAUCUAUUAUUGGCAAAGGUGGUCAGUGGAUGAAACAAAUCUGUCAUGAGUCAGGAGCUUUGAUCAAAAUUGAUGAGCCUUUAGAAGGGUCCGAAGAUCGGAUCAUUACCAUUACAGGAACGCAGGACCAGAUACAGAAUGCACAGUAUUUGCUGCAGAACAGUGUGAAACAGUAUGCAGAUGUUGAAGGAUUCUAAUGCAAGAUAUUUUUUCUUUUUUAUAGUGUGAAGCAGUAUUCUGGAAAGUUUUUCUAAGACUAGUGAAGAACUGAAGGAGUCCUGCAUCUUUUUUUUUUUAUCUGCUUCUGUUUAAAAAGCCAACAUUCCUCUGCUUCUUAGGUGUUCUGCAUUUGAGGUGUAGUGAAAUCUUUGCUGUUCACCAGAUGUAAUGUUUUAGUUCCUUACAAACGGUUGGGGGUUAGGGGAGGGUGUGCAAAAACAUUGAAAUUUGAAACAGCAGAGUGAGUGAAUUUUAAUUUUUGUUCAUUGUUGGUGGUUUUAAAAGAAAAUCCCCCCAUGUAAUUAUUGUGAACGCUUUGCUUUGUGGUCACUGUAACAUUUGGGGAGCUGGGAUAGGGAGGAGAAGUAACAAUAGUCCAUAUGUCCCUGGCAUCUAUUCAGAGCAGUGUGCAGAAUGUAAUGCUCUUUUGUAAGAAACGUUUUAUGAUUUUUAAAAUAAAUUUAGUGAACCUAAAA
Messenger RNA from Eubalaena glacialis (North Atlantic right whale), 2740 nucleotides. Its product is annotated as heterogeneous nuclear ribonucleoprotein K-like. The record is from RefSeq and is a predicted model, not a curated record. Gene Ontology annotation, biological process: regulation of mRNA splicing, via spliceosome; regulation of transcription by RNA polymerase II. Lineage: Eukaryota; Metazoa; Chordata; Mammalia; Artiodactyla; Balaenidae. Gene Ontology annotation, molecular function: mRNA binding. Gene Ontology annotation, cellular component: cytoplasm; nucleus.